CACGGAUGCAUGCCACCGACGACGCCGACGGUGGCGUCGACGACGGCAAGUCGCUUCUGUCUCUGCAGAAUGCGGACGAAAACGGCACACCGUACUACAGGUCGUGGCAUGGUAGCCAUUGGUUCUUCUUCAGCGGCCGCAUUGUCGUGCAUCAACGGCAGUGGAAGUGCUCGUUGGCAACGUGGGCCUUCAUCACGGGAAUCGUUGCCGGCUUUGUCCAUUUUGUGUCCAUCUCUGCCCUCUCUCCAUCGUUGAGCACAACCAUGAUCGUACUCUACUUGAACGUCCUGGUUUGGUUCGGCUUCACAGCAUUCCGCGACCCGGGACUUGUACCCCAACGAUACGACCAACUCAUUCAAACUGAAAUCGCCCCCGACCGCUUCUGCACGAUAUGCCUCGUAAACAAGCCCCCGCGAAGAAGCCAUUGUAGCACUUGCAAUUGCUGCGUGGAUGGGUUCGAUCACCACUGCCCCUGGACUGGCAACUGCGUCGGCCGGCGCAACUACCGGUCAUUCAUGGCGUUUUUGCUCGCAUGCAUCGCCGCGUCCGGGUUUGCGUGUGGGACACUCGCGUGGUUUACAAUCGAUCAGUGUGUUGUGCAUCACGUGCCCUUUCACUCGUUUUUCCAGCAAUUCGUCCUUGUCCCGCCCUUGCUCUACGUCACUGCCGCCGUGUCGGCGUUCUUGAUCGGGUUUGCUGUCUACCACUGCCGUCUCAUUUCGAUGCACCUGACCACGAACGAAUAUCUUCGCCAUGCGCCGCCUUCCCUCUCCGAACCCACGACGCAAUCGUCUUGGGCCGACAACUGGAUGCUGUUCCUGACGUCCCCCAUCCCCCCAAGCAAAGUCGUGCACAACGCCCCCUCCAUCGACGCGGUCGUGGUUUGAUGCUGAGCUCAGUGUAUUUCUCGCCUCUUUGGCCACAUUCUUGGACGAUCUCCUUGUAGCAACCCAUGAGAAUGUUGCAUUUCACGUCGUGGCUAUCGCUUUGCUUUGGCGAUCUCCAGCGUGCAACAACUGUGAAUACCUUUCAAACGUACGCUCGUGGUAAGAGCGACUGCACGAAUAAACGAACGCAGACAACGAAUCGCUUGCGA
Messenger RNA from Aphanomyces invadans, 1096 nucleotides. RefSeq lists its product as hypothetical. The record is from RefSeq and is a predicted model, not a curated record. The transcript is spliced from 8 exons. Gene Ontology annotation, molecular function: protein-cysteine S-palmitoyltransferase activity. Gene Ontology annotation, biological process: peptidyl-L-cysteine S-palmitoylation; protein targeting to membrane. Gene Ontology annotation, cellular component: Golgi apparatus; endoplasmic reticulum. Bases 6 to 887 code for a protein of 293 amino acids. NCBI's taxonomy places the organism in Eukaryota, Oomycota, Saprolegniomycetes, Saprolegniales, Verrucalvaceae.